CCGGAACUGCGGAGCGCCGGGCCCGCCCCACUUCCGGCAGAGAGGGCAGUGCGAGGGAAGAGGCGGAGCGGGAGCUUGGCCCGCUCCGUCUCGACUGGCGUUGCCGCGCGUCUCUGUGACGUCACUGCUCUGUCACUCGGCCCACGUGACUGGGACGCGGGCACUGGCUGGCUCUUCACGUCGCUGGUGACCUCAGCGGGCCCCCCUGCUGUAGUAUUUUCAGCCCGGUAUGGUUUCCCGGAAAGGCAGCAUCGGGGACCAGGCUCAGAACUCUUCCCAUUCGGCUGGCCGUCCCGGUGCCGUGUGGUACUUACCCUGGAUCCCAGCUCCCCGCGCUACCGGCCGGGCCUCGGGAUGCCGGGCGUCUCCGCCCGGGGCCUCUCCCUGGAGGAGCGGAGGAAGCUAGCUGUGAACCUCACCCGUGUCCUGGCCCUGUACCAUUUCAUCCUGGACGCCUACAUCAUCGAAUUUUUCACAGACAACCUGUGGGGCACACUCCCUCGCUCGUGGCAGGAAGCACUGGACGGACUGGAGCCACCUGAGCUGGCCACACAGCUGCUGGGGAUGCCUGGAGAAGGGGAGGUGGUCAGGUACAGGUCGGUGUGGCCACUCACCCUACUGGCUCUGAAGUCCACAGCCUAUGCCCUGACUUUUACCCGGACACCCAGCUUUCAGACCCCCUCUGAGUUUCUGGAGAAUCCCAGCCAGAGCUCCAGACUGACAGCUCCCUUCCGGAAACAUGUCAGGCCCAAGAAGCAGCAUGAGAUCCGCCGGCUGGGAGAGUUGGUGAAGAAGCUGAGUAACCUCACUGGCUGCACUCAGGUUGUGGACGUGGGCUCGGGCCAGGGCCAUCUUUCCCGCUUCAUGUCUCUGGGGCUGGGGCUGAUGGUGAAGAGCAUCGAAGGGGAUGAGAGGCUGGUGGAGCGGGCACAGCGCCUGGACCAGGAGCUCCUGCAGGCUCUGGAGAAGAAAGGGAACCCCCAGGUGGCCCCAGGGGGCCCUCGCCACUGCCCCUACCACGUGGCUCGGUGGGUCGAGCCCACAGCCCUGUGUGAGGAACUUCUGCUUCCCCUGGAGAAGCCACAGCAGGGUGGUGGUGCCCGCUUGCUGCUGACGGGCCUCCACGCCUGUGGGGACCUGAGUGUCGCCUUGCUGAGGCACUUCUGCUGCUGUCCUGAGGUAGCAGCUCUGGCCUCGGUGGGCUGCUGUUACAUGAAGCUCAGCGAGCCUGGUGGCUACCCGUUGAGCCGCUGGGUGGCCGGACUGCCUGGCUGUGAGCUGCCCUACAGGCUCCGGGAGGGGGCCUGCCAUGCCCUGGAGGACUAUGCCGAGCGGCUGCAGAGAGCUGGCCCCAGCCUCCGAACCCACUGCUACCGUGCGGCGCUGGAGACUGUCAUCCGCCAUGCCCGACCCGAGCUCCGUCGCCCCGGCGUGCAGGGGAUCCCCAGGGUCCAUGAGCUCCAAAUUGAAGAAUACGUGCAGCGGGGCCUACAGCGAGUGGGGCUGGACCCCCAGCUGCCGCUGAACCUGGCUGCCCUUCGGGCUCAUCAGUCCCAGGAGAACCGGGUGGUGGCCUUCUUCAGCCUGGCCCUCCUGCUUGCCCCACUGGUGGAGACGCUGAUUCUGCUGGACCGGCUACUGUACCUCCAGGAGCAAGGCUUUCAUGCUGAGCUCCUGCCCAUCUUCCGCCCUGAGCUGUCCCCCAGAAACCUGGUCCUGGUGGCCACCAAAGUGCCCCUGGGUCACGCCUUCUCUGCUCUGGAGACUGAAGACAGCUGACAGCUCGAGGGGGACAUGGGAGCCAGAAGGGCAGAGUGCACCUCCCCACCCAGGAAGCAGCACCCUUGUCCUCCCUCGGAUCCUCCAAGCUAAUACUCUCUCCUGCCACGUAUUUUGUCACACUGAAGUUUUCAAUUUAUUAAAACCCACAAGACUUAUUUCCUACCUGUUUCUAAGAAGUAUGGAAAGGACAGGUACAUACCUGCCCUGCAGAGUGCCACUGUCAGGUGCCACUGCUCGAUGCCCUCCCCAACAGGUGGCCUGGGUGGCACCAUCUGUUGCUCAGAGCUCUCCAUGGAGGGAACCGCUGUCCCUUUGGUUCCUUUCCAUCCCACCCCAUCCCUAGGAAGGCCAC
This is a messenger RNA of Fukomys damarensis (Damara mole-rat), 2134 nucleotides long. RefSeq names its product ribosomal RNA adenine dimethylase domain containing 1 (gene Mettl25b). Gene Ontology annotation, molecular function: rRNA (adenine-N6,N6-)-dimethyltransferase activity. Bases 355 to 1779 code for a protein of 474 amino acids. Gene Ontology annotation, biological process: rRNA modification. Lineage: Eukaryota; Metazoa; Chordata; Mammalia; Rodentia; Bathyergidae. The transcript has 8 exons. The record is from RefSeq and is a predicted model, not a curated record.